CUGAUCAAUGCAGAAGGGAGUGUUGUCUUGUUCCAGUUUGAAGAAGUAGAAUGGGACCAUAAUCAGACUUCUGAAAGAAAAGCUAACAAAACAGACAUAAGCAAAUUUAAUGACUUACCAACCCGAAUAAAGGCUUCUCCAUAUUCACAAUCUGAGCGGGAAAAACGAACCAGAAAGAAGAAUUGGAAACUAUACAGCGAACCCGAUGAUACGGUGCUGUCCUAUUACAUUUCCCAGCAUUCCACAAGAUUAUCCAGAGGUGCUCCAGCUCUCCUUUACGAAAUGGUGAAGAUCCCUUUUCCCCGGAAGAGGGAGAAUAUGGCAGCCGCAGAACUGCAUCCAUAUGAAAAGCACAGACUCUCUUUACUUGCCCAUCAAACCUUAAAAGAACAGCAAUCUUUAACAAUAUUCAAAGGUCCUUCUGAUGAUGACUUAGUAUCAGAAGCUCCACCCCCUUCUUCAUUUGGCCAGAAUACCAAGGCUUUGUUAAAUCACGUAAAGAAGAAAUAUCCUGUUGGUCCCAUAUUUAAUGAUCAUAUACUCCUCACUGUCAGUACAAUGCACCAUGCCUACCAACAUGAUAAUGUUAGUGCCAAUAUGGCAUACAACAUGAAAAUUACAGAUGCUUGGGAACCUGUUCACCCCAAGAAAGAACAGCACAAAUCAUCUCUAUCUCUAUCUCUAUCUCCUCAAAGUUCAAAGCAAAAGACAACAGAUCCAUCAGCUGAGAUGAAACAACUAAAGGCUUCUGGUGGCACUUUAGGUAUGGAAAGGAUUUCCUCACCUUAUGAAACCAAAAUACUACAGCUCAACACAAAGAACUCUUUGCUUGGGGGUAAUGUGAAAUCCUUCAUUCCUCCCCCCACUAUCACACGUUCCAAGUCCUGCAGCAGCUUGUCAGGAAGGAAAGCUUAUCGUAAGAUCCCAUCUCCUGCCGCUGAGAGUACCAUCAUUGGUCAUUUUACAAGCUCAGCUGAAUCCAUCAAAAUACCGCGGAUGAAGAUUGGCCAGCCUGACGCAGACACAACUUCACGGCGAAGAAAAGUCUUACAUGCCCAUAUCCCAAAUCCUUAUCGGUACAAUUCUGGGUUCCAACUUCUGACAACGCAACAAAUGAAAGAGUAUGAAGAAGCUAAGAUAGCAGAGUAUCAGGCAACCAAAACAAAAGUUAUUGCAAACAGAGAAAAAGUGUGUAAAAAUGCUUGGGUGAGGAAAAUUAAAGGUCUUCCUAUAGAUGACUUCACUAAGGAGGGCAGAGUUGCUGCUCCUGAACUUGGAGAUAAUGUUUUUAUUUGAGACUAACUUAUCAAUACAGCUGAUAAACCUUGACAAACAAAUACAAAGUGCUGGGCCUGGCAGAUUUGGUGCGUGUGCAUCUUUGCCCUAUCUCCCUCUUUUGGGAGAUGGUGACAAAUUGCAUCUAGCUAUUAGACCUUCUUCAUUGUCAAAAGUGGGAUUCUGGGGUACUUUCCCUCCCUUCCCCAAAAUAAUUCCAGUUUGCAACAUUUGUAGAUUUAAAGUGCUCCUGUUCUGUUCAGAAAGGUUUAUUAACAAGAUUUAUGAUGAUACUGUUUAUAAAUUUUGCUUCAGAAAUGUUAUGUGUGCAUUCCUUGAAAUGUAUUACUUAGCUGAUAUCUUAAUGUAACUGUUUCACUGUGUAGUUAUAAAAGUUAUCACAAGUUAUAUGUUUAUAAAAAUAAUUUUAAAAGCUUGUAAGUAGUUGUAUUUCUGUUUUGUACUGUACCUUCUUACAGAGUAAGUAAUUUAUUUUUUUUUACAGAUUUUGUUCUUACCUGCAAAAUAGACUACAGAUCAGAUCAAAUACAAUGGUAAUUUUCUACAUUUGAGAUCUGAAAUUAUCCUGGCUGGGAGAAUAUUAGGAGAUUUCUUUUGUUAUAGUAGGGCUUAGCAAUCCAUCCUUUGCAACUCCCUUUUAUAUACAACUAGCAAUA
This is a messenger RNA of Python bivittatus (Burmese python), 1952 nucleotides long. Lineage: Eukaryota; Metazoa; Chordata; Lepidosauria; Squamata; Pythonidae. The record is from RefSeq and is a predicted model, not a curated record.